AUGAGUCGGCCAUUGCCUUGCCCCCGUGGUUGCGUGAGUCAAGCUAGUGGCCUGUGCAUGUCUAUCUGGCAUCAUGGGACUCCCUGCGUGGUUGAAUUCUCCUACACACUCUCAAAUUCCUUUGAGCGGAGCACCAAAUUUGGGUCUCAGUCCCUGUAUCUCCAAUUAGACAUUGAGUUCAGGAUAUUUCAAGCAAAUAUCUCGAUUCACUGGGUCCACCGUUGGCCAUGCCAGGCGCAUCAGGACACCCCUUUUCACAUUAAUCUCCACGGUUUCACUUGUUUGAUUGUGGACAGCACCGACGUCCACGAAAACCCCAGAAGGCACGACUAA
This is a messenger RNA of Protopolystoma xenopodis, 333 nucleotides long. Lineage: Eukaryota; Metazoa; Platyhelminthes; Monogenea; Polystomatidea; Polystomatidae. The record is from the annotation of a GenBank genome assembly.